AGGCGAAGGCUUGGACCCCCAGCUGAGGAGUCCUGCUCAAGACACGGUCACUGGAUCUGAGAAACUUCCCAGGGGACCGCAUUCCAGAGUCAGCGACUCUGUGAAGCACCCUCACCUGCCUCUUGCCACGUUCCCACGGGGCUUGGGGGAAAGAUGGUGGGGACCAAGGCCUGGGUGUUCUCCUUCCUGGUCCUGGAAGUCACAUCUGUGUUGGGGAGACAGACGAUGCUUACCCAGUCAGUAAGAAGAGUCCAGCCUGGGAAGAGGAACCCCAGCAUCUUUGCCAAGCCUGCCGACACCCUGGAGAGCCCUGGUGAGUGGACAACAUGGUUCAACAUCGACUACCCAGGUGGGAAGGGCGACUAUGAGCGGCUGGACGCCAUUCGCUUCUACUAUGGGGACCGUGUAUGUGCCCGUCCUCUGUGGCUAGAGGCUCGGACCACUGAUUGGACGCCUGCGGGCAACACUGGCCAAGUGGUCCAUGGUAGUCCCCGUGAGGGUUUCUGGUGCCUCAACAGGGAACAGCGGCCUGGUCAGAACUGCUCUAAUUACACCGUACGCUUCCUCUGCCCACCAGGGUCCCUGCGCCGAGACACAGAGCGCAUCUGGAGCCCAUGGUCUCCCUGGAGCAAGUGCUCAGCUGCCUGUGGUCAGACUGGGGUCCAGACUCGCACACGCACCUGCUUGGCAGAGACGGUGUCGCUGUGCAGUGAGGCCACUGAAGAGGGUCAGCACUGCAUGGGCCAGGACUGUACAGCCUGUGACCUGACCUGCCCAAUGGGCCAAGUGAAUGCUGACUGUGAUGCCUGCAUGUGCCAGGACUUCAUGCUUCAUGGGGCUGUCUCCCUCCCUGGAGGUGCCCCAGCCUCAGGGGCCACUGUCUACCUGCUGACCAAGACACCUAAGCUGCUGACCCAGACAGACAGUGAUGGGAGAUUCCGAAUCCCUGGCUUGUGCCCUGAUGGCAAAAGCAUCCUGAAGAUCACAAAGGUCAAGUUUAUCCCCAUUGUACUCACAAUGCCCAAGACAAGCCUGAAGGCAGCCACCAUCAAUGCAGAGUUUGUGAGGGCAGAGAUUCCAUACAUGGUGAUGAACCCUGAGACAAAAGCACGGAGAGCUGGGCAGAGCGUGUCCUUGUGCUGUAAGGCCACAGGGAAGCCCAGUCCGGACAAGUAUUUUUGGUAUCAUAAUGACACAUUGCUGGAUCCUUCCCACUACAAGCAUGAGAGCAAGCUGGUGCUGAGGAACCUGCAGCAGGACCAGGCAGGGGAGUACUUUUGCAAGGCCCAGAGUGAUGCUGGGGCUGUGAAGUCCAAGGUUGCCCAGCUGAUUGUCAUAGCACCUGAUGAGACUCCUUGCAACCCAGUUCCUGAGAGCUAUCUUAUCCGGCUGCCCCAUGAUUGCUUUCAGAAUGCCACCAACUCCUUCUACUAUGACGUGGGACGCUGCCCUGUCAAGACUUGUGCAGGGCAGCAGGAUAAUGGGAUCAGGUGCCGUGAUGCUGUGCAGAACUGCUGUGGCAUCUCCAAAACAGAGGAGAGGGAGAUCCAGUGCAGUGGCUACACGCUACCCACCAAGGUGGCCAAGGAGUGCAGCUGCCAGCGGUGUACAGAAACUCGGAGCAUCGUGCGGGGCCGUGUCAGUGCUGCUGACAAUGGGGAGCCCAUGCGCUUUGGCUAUGUAUACAUGGGGAACAGCCGUGUAAGCAUGACUGGCUACAAGGGUACUUUCACCCUCCAUGUCCCCCAGGACACUGAGAGGCUGGUGCUCACAUUUGUGGACAGGCUGCAGAAGUUCGUCAACACCACCAAAGUGCUACCUUUCAACAAGAAGGGGAGUGCCGUGUUCCAUGAAAUCAAGAUGCUUCGUCGAAAAGAGCCCAUCACUUUGGAAGCCAUGGAGACCAACAUCAUUCCUCUGGGGGAAAUGGUUGGUGAAGACCCCAUGGCUGAACUGGAGAUUCCAUCCAAGAGUUUCUACAGGCAGAAUGGGGAGCCCUACACAGGAAAAGUGAAGGCCAGUGUGACCUUCCUGGAUCCCCGGAAUAUUUCCACAGCCACAGCUGCCCAGAGUGACCUGAACUUCAUCAAUGACCAAGGAGACACUUUCCCCCUUCGGACGUAUGGCAUGUUCUCUGUGGACUUCAGAGAUGAGGUCACCUCAGAGCCACUUAAUGCUGGCAAAGUGAAGGUCCACCUCGACUCGACCCAGGUCAAGAUGCCAGAGCACAUAUCCACAGUGAAACUCUGGUCACUCAAUCCAGACACAGGGCUGUGGGAGGAGGAAGGUGAUUUCAAAUUUGAAAAUCAAAGGAGGAACAAAAGGGAAGACAGAACCUUCCUGGUGGGCAACAUGGAGAUCCGUGAGAGAAGGCUCUUUAACCUGGAUGUUCCUGAAAGCAGGCGGUGUUUUGUUAAGGUGAGGGCCUACCGGAGUGAGAGGUUCUUGCCUAGUGAGCAGAUCCAGGGGGUUGUGAUCUCCGUGAUUAACCUGGAGCCUAGAACUGGCUUCUCGUCCAACCCUAGGGCCUGGGGCCGCUUUGACAGUGUCAUCACAGGCCCCAAUGGGGCCUGUGUGCCUGCCUUCUGUGAUGACCAGUCCCCUGAUGCCUAUUCUGCCUAUGUCUUGGCAAGCCUGGCUGGAGAGGAACUGCAAGCAGUGGAGUCUUUUCCUAAAUUCAACCCAAAUGCAAUUGGCGUCCCUCAGCCCUAUCUCAACAAGCUCAAGUACCGUCGGACGGACCAUGAGGAUCCACGGGUUAAAAAGACAGCUUUCCAGAUUAGCAUGGCCAAGCCAAGGCCCAACUCAGCUGAGGAGAGCAACGGGCCCAUCUAUGCCUUUGAGAACCUCCGGGCAUGUGAAGAGGCACCGCCCAGUGCAGCCCACUUCCGGUUCUACCAGAUUGAGGGGGAUCGAUACGACUACAAUACAGUCCCCUUCAAUGAAGAUGAUCCUAUGAGCUGGACUGAAGACUAUCUGGCAUGGUGGCCAAAGCCGAUGGAAUUCAGGGCCUGCUAUAUCAAGGUGAAGAUUGUGGGGCCACUGGAAGUGAAUGUGCGAUCCCGAAACAUGGGGGGCACUCAUCGGCGGACAGUGGGGAAGCUGUAUGGAAUCCGAGAUGUGAGGAGCACUCGGGACAGAGACCAGCCCAAUGUCUCAGCUGCCUGUCUGGAGUUCAAGUGCAGCGGGAUGCUCUAUGACCAGGACCGUGUGGACCGCACCCUGGUGAAGGUUAUUCCCCAGGGCAGCUGCCAUCGAGCCAGUGUGAACCCCAUGCUGCAUGAGUACCUGGUCAACCACUUACCACUUGCAGUCAACAACGACACCAGUGAGUACACCAUGCUGGCACCCUUGGACCCACUAGGCCACAACUAUGGCAUCUACACUGUCACUGACCAGGACCCUCGAACAGCCAAGGAGAUUGCGCUUGGCCGGUGCUUUGAUGGCACAUCCGAUGGCUCCUCCAGAAUCAUGAAGAGCAAUGUGGGAGUAGCCCUCACCUUCAACUGUGUAGAGAGGCAGGUAGGCCGCCAGAGUGCCUUCCAAUAUCUCCAAAGCACCCCAGCCCGGUCCCCUGCUGCAGGCACUGUCCAAGGAAGAGUGCCCUCAAGGAGGCAGCAGCGAGCGAGCAGGAGUGGCCAGCGCCAGCGUGGAGCGGUGGCCUCUCUGAGAUUUCCUAGAGUUGCUCAACAGCCCCUGAUCAACUAAGUUUUGUGGUACUUCACCCUCUUCUCUCCUCAUUUCAUGUGACAGCCAUUGUGAGACUGAUGCACAGACUGUCACUUGGUUAAUUUAAGCACAUCUGUUUUGGUGCAAUUUGCUUGUUUGUUUCUUCAUGCCUUUACUUACUUUGUCCCAUGAUACUGAUUGGCAUGUGGCCCCCAAAAUGGCACAAUAAAGCCCCUUUGUGAAACUGUUCUUUAAAAGAAACACAAGAAAUUGGCCACUGGUAAAACUCUGCAGCUUCAACUGUUCUUCAUUUAAUGCCAUUAAUGCAAAUAUACUUCCUCUUCUUUUUGCAUGGUUUUGCCCACCUCUGCAAUAGUGAUAAUCUGAUGCUGAAGAUCAAAUAACCAAUAAAAAACAUAUUUCUUGGCCUUGCUCCACAGGACACAAGCCAGCCUUGAUCAUAGUUCAUACAUAUAAAUGGUGGUGAAAUAAAGAAAUAAAAUGCAAUAUUUUUACU
Molecule: messenger RNA, 4186 nt
Organism: Piliocolobus tephrosceles (Ugandan red Colobus)
Lineage: Eukaryota; Metazoa; Chordata; Mammalia; Primates; Cercopithecidae
Gene: CILP
Product: cartilage intermediate layer protein
Exons: 9
Coding region: 154-3708 (1184 amino acids)
Source: RefSeq, a predicted model, not a curated record